AGGAAACGGUCAACACCAUCGUCAAAGAUCUGCUCGUCAAGACUGCUAUCAACGAGAGAGAGAGAGAGAGAGUGAGAACGAUGCGUCGUCCCGUGGUGACCUUGCUAUCACCAAGUCCCUCUGCGUCACGCCGGGCUCAAGAGAUUCUUGGUUCAGUCUUUGGAUUGGAGCAAGCAGAGGACGAUGCCUUCAGUGCGUCAACGGGGCAGGAGCAGCAGGAUGACUUGAAUGACAGGUUUGCGUCGUCGUUGGGAUCCGCUGUCAGUAUGCAGUGGGACUCCGUUGUCUCGGAAUGCCCUACAUCUGGAACUCUACUACAUUGGUUGGCUGUGGAUAACGAUAACAAAAAGGAGAUCCAAGGAGGAUCCUUUUCUCUUCUGGGAAUCACUACUAGUACUACCAGUACCACUACCAAUACCACUACUAACAAUACAUGUAGUAAGACCACGGGCAAUCAUCCAAUCUCAUCCGAGACUCGAAGCAUCAUCAACUCCCACUUGCCUUCCCAAUUGAUGCCCCUCAGACUUCGUCACUUGUUCAACAGACAAAUUACUUCGGAAGCACUGCUUUCCAGGCAUCAGGGACUCCCCAUUCUGGAAUUGGAAUUGGAUUCAUCAGGUUCACCUAGUGCAAGUGCAAGUGCAAGUACCAGUACCACUGAUUCAAACUAUCUCAAGGAAGUUGCAUUCACAAUGUACGAUGAUGCAACCUAUGAAGAUGGAUCAUCUGUACUUCACAAGUUGGCAAACCUACACAGACCCGUAACGGGAGUCUACCAAUUCCCAACUCAUUCACAGGCACUUUGUAUGAGACCUCUUCCUGCUGCCAAGCAAGAUUUGAGAGGACCUCCUCUGGUAUUGACUUUUCAUUGCCAAGAUGUACAAGAACAGAUAGUACAUGUACAAAACAGUCACAACGACAACCACAACAAUUCGUUCAACGUUCAAUGGGCCAAGAUCGGCUUUCGAGGUCAUAUGAGUGGCGGACAGCUUCGAUUCCUGGCCACUUCCAAAGAAAACAGCCAUUUUCCACUCUUGUCGGGGCUCGAUAUUCGAUGGUGCGAUGCAACCAACCAGUCAAGUGUAUUUCACGAAGCACAGGAAGCAUUGUUGGCAAGUUCGUUGCCAGAGCUACAAUCCACCAAUGUGCUCAAGGGAACAGGAAAACAGCAAGCUGGAGCCGAAGACCAACGAAUUGGAUCGUCGGAUUGCUGGGUGGAAGUACGAACCAUGGUACAAAAUCCAAGAGGAUUCAUGGCUAACGCUAACAAUACCGGCAGUGGCAGUGGCAAGCCAAAGGUCGCGACAGCCCCUCCGUCGUAUCCAGAGUAAUCAACCGUGUACAUGUAUACCAAGUACGGUACCAGUACCCACCUGAUGAUACCGCAGUGAAUUGAAGAAGCUACACAUAUGUGACACAAGGAAGCACUCAUUUGCGUUUUGUAUUUAGCCAGGCCAAUCUCUAACCCUUACAUAGCUCGUCUAUUCAUGGCUUGCUACGGGUGGAUGCAUAGCACUCACAGAGACCUACCGGUACUUGCUCGGCUUCCAGCUCGCGUAAACUAGCUACCGUACUGUACAUGUAAUUACAUAAGAAGACUACGAAUGACAAAAGUACAGCACCAGGUUUUGCGAUGUACAAACUGGCUGAGUCGAGUGAGUCACCUUUUGUCUCGCCUUAGCAUUGAUACAUUCUAAUAAAAAGAUACUUACUGCAGUCCGUGUUACCCAUUCGCUCCGAUGUGGAUUGGUGCAGGAGGCUGCUAUGCAUACCCGCUACCACCAGUAUGAAAAAGCACACGCGAUAAGCGAUGUUGAACUGAAUCCGUACUCUCAUGGUCUCACAUGAUUCGAUUCAUGAUGGCUCAUUUACAUCAUGUACCAUGAGUUUCUUUGGUGUUCCCGCGACUAAAUCAGGGAACACAGUGGAAACACCACACGAGUGAACUGAAUCACACU
Molecule: messenger RNA, 1958 nt
Organism: Seminavis robusta
Lineage: Eukaryota; Bacillariophyta; Bacillariophyceae; Naviculales; Naviculaceae
Source: the annotation of a GenBank genome assembly